UUGUUCCUCAAGUUCGCCAUGUAAGAAAGCUGUCUUAACAUCAAGUUGUUCUAAUUCCAAAUCAUACAUGACAAUGAAGGCAAGCAAGACACGAAUAGAGCUAUGUUUAACAACAGGUGGGAAAAUAUCAUUAAAACAGUGUUUAAAAAAGCGCCCGCUUCCUCGCUUUAAGCGAGAAGCGAGGCGAAGCGUGAAGGGCAGCGCUUCAGCAAAGUAAAAGCGACCGCUUCUCUGUAAAAAGCGAGAAGCGGGGAAAGCGAAGCGAAGCGAAGAAGCGUCUGCUUCUCUGUUUUAAAAUACCCAACCCGUUUUAAACACUGGUCUGGACUUCUUCAACAACAGCGACUAGGGUUCAACUUCCAACAACAUCAACUUUUCUUAUUCAUCUACUUCUGAUUUCCGAAAGAAUCUCAAAGCAUCAACUAGGGUUGUUUCUUCUUCAACUUCAAGUUCAAGACUUCAACAGAAGAUAGGAAAGACCCGGCUUGGGCUUACUCUGAAAGAGUUUGCGAGACCAACAAGAUGGCAAUUAGAUGUCUUUUUUAUGACAAGAUUUCAAAUGGGGGAAUCUAUCGUCAAAAAGCGCAUCUAAUCGGUGGGGAUCCAAAUGUCGCAUCUUGUCCUAAAGUUUCGUCGCAUGUGAAGGAAGAUUUGAAAGCAUUCCUUAAAAAAAAAAAGAGAGUUAAAGACUCAAAUGAUUCAUGAACAAGAACUGUAUAAUCUUGAUGACGAUGAUGAAACUGAAGAAGGUGACGAUGCUUCGUCGCUUCCACCAAAAUCACAAAAGCGGGGAAGGAUGUAACCAAUGUCUUCUAGUUGUGGAUCUACUGGCAAGACCAAAGGUCCUAUGGAUUGUUACUUCCCGUAAAAAUCUGGAGAUAAGGAAGCACAAAGUGGUAAUCCUCAAAUUGAUGCCAAAGCGAUUUUGAGGGAUCGUGCAGUUACAAUGUUUGCGCGAUGGAUGUAUGAUGCAGGUCUUCCUUUUAAUUGUGUUAAUUAUACUGACACUUUUUCUACUUUUAUUGAGGCCGUAGGCCAAUAUGGUCCUAGAAUGAAGCCUCCAACUUAUCAUAAAGUUAGAGUGUCAUAUCUAAAAAAAGAGGUGGCAGAGGUGAGCAAAAUCGUGGAGGAGAACAAAGUAGAAUGGAACAAGUUUGGUUGUUCCAUUAUGAUGGAUAAAUGGACGGCGAGAAAUGGAAAAAUGAUCAUCAAUAUCUUGGUGAAUUCUCCUAAGGGAAGCCUGUUUCUUGAGUCCGUUGAUGCAAGCGACUCUUCGACUGAUUCAACCAAAAUGUACUCCUUGUUCAAGAGUACAAUUGACUCGAGCAGAAAAUGUUGUUCAAGUUGUCACGGACAACGCCGGUGAAAAUGUUAAAGCUGGUGAUUUGAUGUCUGCUGGGUAACCGCAUAUUUAUUGGACUCCGUGUGCAGCACAUUCCAUUAAUUUGAUCUUCGGUGACAUUUUCAAGGAAAGACCCUUCAAUUCAGUCUUUAAUCAGGCAAUUAGAGCGCAUUCCUAUAUUGUUCAAAGGCCUUUGUUAUUGAAUAUGAUGAAGAGAUUCACUAAACAAAGAAGCUUGGUGAAACCUGCAAAGACAAGAUUUGCUACUGCUUUGUUGACUUUGCAUAGGAUGUAUGAGUAAAAAAGCAAUUUGAAAAAGUUGUUUGUUUCAGAUGAGUACACUAACAGUGCCUAUGGAAGGGAAGCUCGAGGGAGAGAAUCUGCAGAUGUUAUACUUUCUCCUUCAUUCUGGAACAAUGUGGUUCAUGCAUUGAAGAUUGGUGGUCCUUUAGUUAAAGUGCUUCGUUUGGUGGAUGGGGAGCAAAGGCCACCAAUGGGCUACCUGUACGAAGCAAUGGAUAGGGCAAAGGAGGCUAUUCAAGUCUCGUUUAGUGAUCAAAGAAAAUACAAAAGAGUCUUUGAGAUCAUAGAUAAAAGGUGGGAUAGUAAGCUUCAUAGCCCUUUGCAUGCAGCUGGACUUGUUUUGAACCCGGAACUGUUUUAUGACAAUGAAGAAAGGAUUCUAGGAGAUGAACCUUUGUGGAAUGGAUACUAUGAAUGUAUUGAGAAGUUGAUACCUGAAGAAUCCGUGCAAGAUAAAAUAACAGAGCAAUUUAGUAUUUAUAGGAAUGCUGAGCAACCUUUUGGAAAAAAUAUGGCGAUUAGACAAAGAAAGACAGAAGUCACCAGUUGAAUGGUGGAAGCAAUAUGGCCAUUCCACUCCAGAUUUACAAAAGUUUUCCAUCAAGGUUCUAAGUCUAACAUGUAGCUCAUCCGGGUGUGAAAGGAAUUGGAGCGUGUUUGAACAUAUUCAUACCAAAAAGAGGAACAAACUAACCUUGAAGCGUCUCAAUGAUCUAGUAUUCAUUAAGUACAAUAGAACAUUGAGGCGUCGUUACAUCGCUCGCAAUGUAAUUGAUCAAAUUAGUUUGGACAACAUCGAUGAUGCUAAUGAAUGGCUAACUGGAGUCCCGGAAGAUCAUGCAGAUGAAGAGGUAUUUGAGGAAACUUCUGAUUUCACUUGGGGUGAUGCUGCGGAGGCGCGUGGAAUUGGGGAGAGGAUUUAUGGUUUGAGGGGGAGUACCUCAACUUCACAGAGGAAGGGAAAAAAGGCAGCUACUUUGUCCCUAGUUGAUGAAGAAGAAGAAGUUGAAGAAGAUGACGAGCAAUAUAAUAAUGAUUGUGGAAUACAAGAAUUUGACAAUCUUGUAGAAGAAUAGGAUGCUCAUUUUGUUCUUUAAUUGAUGCUAUUAUUUAGUUUUUACAUUGAAGUAUUGAACAUUUGCUUACAA
Nicotiana tabacum (common tobacco) is the source of this 2793-nucleotide messenger RNA. Lineage: Eukaryota; Viridiplantae; Streptophyta; Magnoliopsida; Solanales; Solanaceae. The record is from RefSeq and is a predicted model, not a curated record.